This is a messenger RNA of Tachysurus fulvidraco (yellow catfish), 1513 nucleotides long. It is a transcript of the gene nkx3.3, whose product is annotated as NK3 homeobox 3. Gene Ontology annotation, molecular function: DNA-binding transcription factor activity, RNA polymerase II-specific; RNA polymerase II cis-regulatory region sequence-specific DNA binding. Bases 281 to 1072 code for a protein of 263 amino acids. Gene Ontology annotation, biological process: regulation of transcription by RNA polymerase II; cell differentiation. Lineage: Eukaryota; Metazoa; Chordata; Actinopteri; Siluriformes; Bagridae. Gene Ontology annotation, cellular component: nucleus. The record is from RefSeq and is a predicted model, not a curated record. The transcript has 2 exons.
GGAGAAAGUGUUCAGGCAGGCAUGACUUACUCUGACACAUUGCUUGUUGAUUGGGCCAAAAGGAGUUUCACCACAAUUAAAGCAAACCAAAAGUGGAGGACAGCGUCAAUCUUUCCAGUGAAAGCCAGAGUUUGCGUCAUUAACAAAAAACCCAAACAAACAAACAAACAAACAAAGAACUACAACAACUGCGACAUCUAGCCCACUCACAGUCUACACUUUGGAUCAUUUUUUUACGGAACUACGUUUUUCUGACCCGAAGUUUAUAUAAAUGUUGUAAAUGGCGAGCGACAACUCUUCGUUCUCAAUCCAUAACAUUUUGAAUCGAGGACUUGAUUCUCAGAAAAAUAACCGACUCCCCCGGGAAUACAGCGACGCACUUCUACAGUCAGACAUUCUCGGGAGGGUAGAAGGAAUAAACUGUCCUGGAUCCACUCAGUGUCGGGGAGGGAAUGAGGAUGGAAGCAGAAAGGGAAGCAUCGUGUACGGACACAGCAGGGUCGCCCCGUGUGCGCUCGACCUUGACACAUCAUCGGACAGACAGUCCUGUGGAGAGGAGUCUACGGGAGAGGAGACAAUGCAUGCAGAACAUAGACAAAAUCUUGAUGUACAAGUUCCAGAUUUGGAGCGAGAGAAGAGGGAGAGCUGUGCUUUUUCCGAUCAUCACCCUAAAGCUAAUAAGAAACGGUGCCGUGCCGCUUUCUCGCACGCGCAGGUGUGUGAGCUGGAACGCCGCUUUAACCUGCAGCGCUAUCUGUCCGGCCCGGAGCGCGCGCACUUGGCAGGAGCGCUCAAACUCACCGAGACUCAGGUGAAGAUCUGGUUCCAGAACCGCAGAUACAAAACGAAACGGCGACAGAUGGCGGCCGAGCACGCAGCUACCUCGGCGUCCACGCUGGCCAAGCGGGUGGCGGUGAGAGUGCUAGUAAAGGACGACCAGAGGCAGUACGGUGCGGAUGACUUUCUCCCGUCUCAAUAUCUGCGCCUGUACCAGUCAUAUCAGUGCUGCCCUUACAUGUACUGCGUUCAGCCCUGGAUCUCGAACAGCGCGCUCAAUGGAAACCUGUACUGACAGCUUCCCCGGCUUCACACUCACUAAAAGCCAUACGGGUUUUUAUUCUAAAUGGUUUUUUUUUAGGACACAGAGGAGCGCAUACACCGUUUAAUUUGUAAGCUAAAUGGUUGCUAAGACUCUAAAGGUUAAAACUAUCUUGAACGAUAGCUUUUGAUUUUGUUCUGAGAAAUGGAAGCAAAUUCUUAUGUAUUUGAGAUGCAAGUAAGAGCAUAUUUUCUUUGUUUGUGACAGCUAAAAUAAUGGAUAAAAAUCGAAUUUUGUAUGCCUUUUGUGAUUUAUUUCUGUCAUUCUUGUUAAUUAAUGUACACUAAUAAUCCGCUGCCAUAAAAAGUUUACUCUGCACACUGUACCUCGAUACUGAAUGAACUGGGUCUAUGAUCCAAGUUGGUUUAAGAUUCAAGUUUGACAUAGUUAACCAAUAAAUAAUUUGAAAUCACA